AUCAGAUUAAUUCAAAUACAAUGACAUAUUUUUGUGUGUUUAUUAAUUGAUUUCAAUUGCUUAUUAUGAAAAAUGCUUUAUAUUUCACUGGUUGACAAUAAACAAUCAUUACAGAUUUGAGAUUUUUUUUUUUAUAUCUAUUACGUUUAAAUAUUACAUACUCAUGAGUAACAAUAUCAGUCAAUUUAACGUCAAAGAGUGAAAACCAUUGUGCAUACCUAUUUUUUGACCAGAAGUAAACUUAACUAGCAAAUUCUCUAAAAUCAGCCACAUAAGAAACAUUCUUCCAUUGAAGUGACUAGAAGAGCAUGCGUUCUGAUAAAAUUUGAUCUUGAGUGCAGUGAUUAAAUUACAUAAAUUAUUUAUUUUUUUUGUUUUUUAUCGAGUGUUUAUUUUACGACAUUGCUAUUUCAAUGCAUUAUCAAAAUUUUAAUGAUUUUGAUAUUGAGUCAAGUUUUCAAGAAGAUGAGAAUCUUGUCAUUGAUAUUGAUAAACCUUUUAUUCCUGCCAAACCUCCAAAAGCAGCAUCUCCGCCACCAGUGCGUUCAGCAUUUAAGGCACCCACAGGUCUUUCUCGAGAAGAACAGUUGUUAUCCACAGUUGUUCAUUUAGAUAACGGUACAACUGGCUAUUUAAUAACUUUAAAUAAAACAACAGGAUCAUGGUCAUGUCAUGCUUGUUAUCCAUUCAAAGUUCCAUCUUUGUCAUUGCUCGAAGAGCAUUUAACCAACAAAAUGCAUUUAUUAGAAAUGGGAAAGUCUUGUUUUCCGGCAAAAAACUUUAUAAGAGCAUGUUCAGAAACUGGAAUAAGUGUUGGUAUGCCAUCAAUGGUAUCGGGUGAACCAAUACCACCAGGAAUGGAAGAUGAAGUAGAUAAUGUGUUGGCCCGUAUUCAAGCUACAUUGGAUUCAAUUUUUAUACCUUUAAUAGGUAUAGAAUUUAUUCUAGAAUUAUUGCCAUCUGAACCAACCGAAGAACCUAGGUAUAUGUGUGCAUUGUGUGAUAAACGAGGUGAUCCGAGAACUUUUCCUAAUCAUUUGCGAAGCUUUAAUCAUCACAUGGCAUACUUGCGAAGAUAUUUUAGAACAUUAGCCAGUGCUUUGGAAAAAUUAAACAAAGUGUCUUCUAAAGGAUUUCAAGAACUAGUAUUUCAUGUUAUUGGAAAAAUAGAAGAAACAUAUGGCCGUAUGAAACCAAUAGUGGUUGAUGCGAGUCUAUUUGAUGUAUCUACUGAAAAAAUAAAAAUCUUAAGACAAGUAAAUAAUGGAAAACAUAUCAUGGAAAGUCCAGAAGACCUAUGGAUGUUAGAUAUGAUAAAAUCAGAAUUUGUUGAAAAUCCUUCUCUUUUACAAGAAAAAUUUCCUUUAAAAAAAAUAACUGAGAAAAAUAAACGUGAUGAAGAAGAAAAACAAAAAGCUAUUAAAGCUGAAACGUCAUUUAAUAAAAAUCCAAGAAUUGCUGUUAACAAAUCCCAAUUGCGUUCAAAGAAUGAUAAAGAAGAAAGUGAUUCUGAUGUAGAAUUUGUUGACAUUAAAACAAAUACUGAAUCUAAACCAAGAAAGCGUGUAUCAAGUAGAGAAUCUAGAGAUAGAAGACGUAGAUCACCACCUAGAAGACAUCAUCGUUCUAGAAGUCCAUAUCGUCAUAAAUCACGUACUCGUUCAAAAACCCCUGUAACGAGACAAAGAUCUCGUUCACGUUCUCGAUCAAGAUCUCGUUCGCCUUAUUACAAUCGUAAUAAUAAAUAUUCUAGUCAUCGGCGUUAUAGAAGCAGAGAAAGAGAUGAAUCAUAUAGAAGACGACUUUCCCCUACAACUAACGUGCAUUCUAUGCAUUCUAUGUCGGGUUAUGUCUCAGGACAUCCACAUCCUAGAAUGUUUUAUGCUGCACCUUAUAUGUCUUUCCCUAGGCCAUUUAUGAGAUAUCCUCCACCUAGUAGACCUAGGUUCUACUCUCCAGAUAUAUAUUCAGCUGAAUAUCAUACACAAAAAGAAAGGAAUACUAGUAAAAGAAAAAGAUUAAUACAAGAAUACGAAAAAGCUGUAGAAGAAAUGAAAAUUGAAAUGGAGAAAAAGUUAAGUUAUCAUGAAAAAAAUCCUGAAAAACAUCCAUUAUAUCCAGAUGAAUGGAAAAAGUUCUGGAAUCGACGUUUUAAAGAAUUGCAAAUGGAAGGUAAAGAUCCAAAUACUUAUGAUUUUAAACCUGAGUGGAUUCUUUCAUGGAGUAAACGCACACAGGAAAUGCAUGAUGAAGAAGUUAAUGAAAAAAUGGAAAAACUAAAAGCUAAAAUACUGGGUGAUAUAAACAUGGAUAAAAGUUCUUCGGAAUCACCUUCAAGAGAUUCUCCUCCUUUAAAAGACAAAAAGUCGUCAAUAGAUUUAAAACAUAGUUGGCAUAAUAUUCCAGUAUCUGAAGUAUUAGAAAGAGACUCUGAUAUUGUAGCCAACAAACCGACUAAUGAUAAAAAACCUAGAGUUGCUGGAGCAUCUCCUAUUAAUUCAGAUUCAGAAGAUUCAAUAAAUGAAAUCAAUGAUCAUAAUAAACCUAGAGAAAAAAUUAAAAUUGAAAAUCCUUUAAAUGUUAUUACUGUAUUGAGACAAUUGAGCGUUUUGGAAAGUCAAUUAGGUCUAUUAGCACCUAAAAUAGUUGAUUUGUUGUCUAAAGGUCUUGUAAUGGAAAAAAUUGAACCUAAAUCAUCAAUUAAAUUAUUGACUCCAGACAAUUGUGUGAUGUUUGAAACAGUAAAAGAAAAACUCAAAGGACAACUUUUAGCAGGAGUUGUCAAAAGGAGUUUAGUAAAUGCUACAAUGUUCUCUAUUCGCAACAUUGAAAAAUUGAUGCAGUUAGCACCCAAGUUUAUACCUACAUCGAGCAUGUUAAAUUCUACACCUACUUCCAUACCUUUAUCCACUUCUGUACUUACACCUGUAUCUAAAACUGCUCCAAUUAUAGUGCCUGGGGUUGGUGUUAUUGAUAAAAUGGCUAUUGCUCAGCAAAUAACUCAAGCAUUACUAGCUCAAGGUAAAGUGGAUGUGUCACAAAACGAUUUAGAAACUCUCAUAAAUGCUGUUGUAGGUAUGGCACAAUCUGGAGAUAAUAUUCAAGGAGCUAAAAACUUAUUAGCAAACAUAAAUAAUGGCGGAGAUGUGUUGAAAACUGCUUAUGAAGAAGUUAAUAAAAAAGAAGAAGUCGAAAAGAUGAAUUUAGACCAAUUAUCUCAGGGUGACAUAAUUAACUUAUUGAAAAAUUUCAGAGAUUUGAAUACUGAUGAACAAGAUGGACUAAUAACUUAUUUGAAAAAGUUAGGAGAAAAAAAACCAGAAGAAGUGAAAAAAUUGAGAAGGUACAUUGAUAUGGGACCAUCUAAAUUAAAAGAAGUUACUUCUAUUUUUAAAGAUGAUAACGAUGAUGAUGAUGAUGAUAAUUAUGAACUAUCAGAAGUUUGUAAGGCUGUCAAGGAAAAAGUUAGUGAACAGAAAGACGAAAACGUGAAAAACAUGACUGUUAAUUUUGAAAUCACUGAAGAGCAACAAAAACUUUUAAGUAGCUUAAAAAACUUUUUACCAGGUAUAAAAUCUGAUUAUGGUUUGGGAUUUACCGACACUCAAUUGAAAACUACUCCUAACCAAUCAUUUUACAAAAAUUCUAAUAAUGAACCUCAUACCAAUUUAUAUUCCUUAGAUCCAUAUUCAUCAAAAAAAAAUGACACUAAUUAUUCUCCACAACCAUCAACAUCCACUACAUUUUUAGUUGACCAAUCUGAUAAAUACAAUAUUCCUCAAGAGAAGCCUAAUCAAUUCAAUAAACCACAAGAACAGCCUAAUAAAUACAGUCAACCACAAGAUCAGCUUAAAAAAUACAAUAAAAAGCAAGAGCAACUCAAUAAAUACAAUAUACCUGAAGAACAACCUAAUACAUACAAUAUAUCACAAGAGCCAUCCAAUAAAUACAAUUUAUCUCAAGAUCCGACUAACAAAUAUUUGUCUCAAGAACUGGAAAAUAAUUAUAAUAUACCUCUAGAGGAACUUAAUGAAUAUCAUACUUCUGAAGAUCAAUCUAAUGAAUAUAAUAUAUCUCCAGAGAAACCUGAUCCGUAUUCAGCUAACCAAGUGGAUAAUUACAAUGAUCCUUACUCACAAAAUCGUACUAAUAAUUAUUAUCAAGGGCAGCAACAGGAUUCUUUUAAUAAAUAUCAUCAAAAUUCUUCAAAUUAUUAUAAAGGUAAAAAUACAUAUAAAACUAAUAAUACUUAUUCUGACACAUACCAAGGAACGUCUAGAGAAAAUAAUAGGAAUCAUCGAUUUAAUCGCGGUCAAAAUAAACGAUAUCAAAGUAGACGGUAAAUUGAAUAUAAUUUGAUUUUAUAUUAUUUAAUUAAAUUGAUAGUUUUAUAGUCCUAUUAAGGUUUUA
Molecule: messenger RNA, 4410 nt
Organism: Melanaphis sacchari
Lineage: Eukaryota; Metazoa; Arthropoda; Insecta; Hemiptera; Aphididae
Exons: 11
Coding region: 414-4343 (1309 amino acids)
Source: RefSeq, a predicted model, not a curated record